CACGUGCAUGCAAACUUCAUGCUGGUAUGUCCCGAUGUAACAGCAAAUGUUGUGCUUUUUUUGUUCCGGCAUCCUCUAAGUGGAUGCACAGAACUUGUGUUAGCCCAUAGUGUAGGCAGGUGGAGGACUGAAGAACAGUUGUCUAUAACCAGCUGAAGGGGUGUUGCAAAGAAAAGGAGGAAAGAAGAUAAUCCCAUGUACUUUGCCCACAGAUGACCAAACAGUUGGUUAGGUGGAAUGCCUCAUAGUUCAACCUGCUCCCCAACUCAUUUCCAUUGAGCAACUUGACUGUAAAUGAAAUGUGGAUGUGGAGCUUUUGUUGUCAGCAGGACAAAAUGUGAAAAUAAUGCCACCUUUUGGAAGGACUAAGAAAUUCAGAAGUGAUAAAAAAUCUUAAAAGAUGAGUUAUUAGUAGCAGAUUCACCAGGUGUAAGUGUUUUAAUGAAGGAAACGGUUAUUGAACAACAGAUCUGUUAAAUCCUGGUUCAAAAUACCUGCUACGAUUUAAAAAAAAAAACAAAAAAAAAACCACCAUUCAGUAGAGAAAAUGAACAGGGAAAAUUAGCUUAGGAACAGACUGUAGGGCUGGGAGAAAGCUGGCUGUGAUGUAACAGGUGGGUGGGUGCAGUGGUUGCCAAGGAGAAACUGACCUCUCCUGUGACAUCACAGGGUCCCAACCAGCACAGUACGAACGCCAACUCUCCUUGCACCAGGUUGCUUGAACAGCAGUAGAAACAUCAGUAACCAAAGCUUCUCCUUUCCAUCAAGAAAGGAAGCACAGAGGAGGAACCAUGGUAACAGACGUAUCAUUAUCUUAUUGGACAAUGAGCAAGGAUUUGGGCCUUUGUUUUUCUGCCUUCUAGGCAAGAUAUGAGGGACAGGGAGAAGGCUCAUGGAAGUAUUUUAAUUUCAGAUUUGAAACUGCAGCUAAGUGAGGGGGACAGAGAUGAAUGGUCCUUAUCUGUGGUCUUCCCAAGCCAUCACCAUUCUCUAAAUCUUUCAAGCAGCAUGAACCAGGGAAGGUCUAUAAUUUCUGUACUGAGUUUCAAGGAGUUCUCAAUUGAGAGGUUGGGUGAAUCCUACUAAAGGCUUUCAAACUUUGUUUGAAAAUACAUCCCUGAGUAAUGACACGUCUCCCUUGUUCUCCCAUUUCAGCGUGAGUGCAUCUCUGUCCACAUUGGCCAAGCUGGAGUUCAAAUUGGCAAUGCGUGCUGGGAACUCUUUUGCCUGGAACACAGCAUUCAGCCAGAUGGCACCUUCAGUGACCCACCCAGCAGCGAUGACUCUUUUGCCACAUUUUUCAGAGAGACAAGCAUGAGUAAAUAUGUGCCCCGAGCUAUUAUGGUGGACUUGGAACCAACUGUAGUAGACGAAGUACGAACCGGCACCUACCGGCAGCUUUUCCACCCAGAACAGCUGAUCACUGGAAAAGAAGAUGCUGCAAAUAAUUACGCACGUGGCCACUACACUGUUGGCAAAGACAAACUCGACAUGGUCUCAGAUCGCAUCCGCAAACUGGCUGAUGCCUGUUCUGGACUGCAGGGGUUCCUCAUCUUCCACAGCUUUGGAGGGGGCACCGGCUCUGGCUUUACCUCUUUGCUGAUGGAGCGCCUCUCUGUGGAAUACGGGAAGAAGUCUAAAUUAGAAUUUGCCAUUUACCCAGCUCCUCAGGCCUCCAGUGCCGUGGUGGAACCCUACAAUUCUGUACUCACCACGCACACCACUCUGGAACACUCAGACUGUGUCUUCAUGGUGGACAAUGAGGCCAUAUAUGACAUCUGCCAGCGAAACCUAGACAUCGAGCGCCCAACCUACACUAAUCUCAAUCGCCUGAUCAGCCAGAUUGUCUCCUCCAUCACCGCAUCGCUGCGCUUUGAUGGUGCCCUCAACGUGGAUCUGACAGAAUUCCAGACAAACCUGGUGCCCUUCCCACGCAUCCACUUCCCCUUGGUGACCUAUGCCCCCAUCAUCUCUUCUGACAGAGCGUAUCACGAGCAGCUCUCGGUGGCAGAAAUCACCAGCACCUGCUUUGAGCCCAACAACCAGAUGGUGAAGUGUGACCCGCGGCAUGGGAAGUACAUGGCUUGCUGCAUGCUCUAUCGUGGAGAUGUAGUUCCCAAAGAUGUCAACGUAGCAAUUGCUGCCAUCAAGACCAACAGGUCCCUUCAGUUUGUUGACUGGUGUCCAACAGGCUUCAAGGUUGGGAUCAACUAUCAGCCACCUAUACCUACACCUGGGGGAGACCUAGCCCAGGUUCAGCGAGCAGUCUGCAUGCUCAGCAACACCACAGCUAUUGCUGAGGCCUGGGCAAGGCUUGACCACAAGUUUGAUCUUAUGUAUGCCAAGAGAGCCUUUGUUCAUUGGUAUGUAAGUGAAGGCAUGGAGGAAGGAGAAUUUGCAGAGGCCCGAGAGGACCUGGCUGCCCUGGAGAAGGACUACGAAGAAGUGGGAACUGACUUAUUUGAGAAUGAAAAUGAGGCAAGGGAAUAUUAACGUCCACUUGGCCUUUUUUUUCUGUGCAUAAAACACUUUGUCUUUCUCUGUGCA
Messenger RNA from Lagopus muta (rock ptarmigan), 2547 nucleotides. Its product is annotated as tubulin alpha-2 chain. Gene Ontology annotation, biological process: mitotic cell cycle; microtubule cytoskeleton organization. The record is from RefSeq and is a predicted model, not a curated record. Gene Ontology annotation, molecular function: GTP binding; structural constituent of cytoskeleton. The transcript is spliced from 4 exons. Gene Ontology annotation, cellular component: microtubule; cytoplasm. NCBI's taxonomy places the organism in Eukaryota, Metazoa, Chordata, Aves, Galliformes, Phasianidae. The coding region runs from base 1315 to 2493 and encodes 392 amino acids.